UUAUAGCCCUACUUCCCCUUCCGCCGCUUUGACUUGAGACGGGAGAGAUUAGAGAGGAGGAACGAGAUGGAAGUGAAGGAGCUAUGGGCGACGCUCGAGCACGCGAUCAAGUCUUACACGGGGCUUUCUGCGGCGACCUUCUUCACGUUCGUGGCGGUCGCCGUUGCGUUCUAUUACGUGGUGUCCGCCUACUUCGAGCCGGCGCCGGUGGCGAGAAAGCGGGAGGUGGAGGCUGAGCCGGUGGAACCGCUUCCACCGCCGGUUCAGCUCGGCGAGAUCACUGAGGAGGAACUUAUCGCUUACGACGGUUCCGAUCCCAAAAAACCCCUUCUCAUGGCGAUCAAAGGCCAGAUCUACGACGUGACACAGAGCAGGAUGUUCUAUGGACCCGGAGGUCCAUACGCUUUAUUCGCCGGCAAAGAUGCGAGCAGAGCGUUGGCCAAAAUGUCCUUCGAGCAGAAGGAUCUCACCGGAGACAUCUCAGGCUUAGGUCCCUUCGAGCUUGAGGCCUUACAGGACUGGGAAUACAAGUUCAUGAGUAAAUAUGUGAAGGUCGGAACAGUCAAGAAAACUGUUCCAGUCACUGAUGGUUCUUCUGAGACUGCCAAUGCCUCCGAAAUAACCGAUGAAUCAGUUGAAGUUUCACACACCGCCGAAUCAAACAACCCGACCGGUUCAGCUAAGCAUGAUAUCGAAGCGGUCGAUCGUGAUGGUGGGUUCGAAAUAAUUGCAGAACCGAAGCUCGAAAAGCCGAAAGAAGAUGUGGAUGAAGCUGAAGCUGUUGCAGAGGCAAAGAUAGAGAAGCUUAAAGAGGAUGAUGGGGACGUUGAGGAGAAGAAGGAAUAAGUAAAGUCUGCUUGAGCUGAAGGAUAUUGGUAUGAAUUUCUUGAUGCAGUGAGAUUUGUGUCGUUUGCUGAAUAUAUUUUAAUCGGUAUGUGUUAUAGAAGCUUUUGGACGUUAUGAGGUUUCGUUGACUUUUGUUUCAGUAAUAUGAUCAUAUACAUCAUAGAUACACAUUUGAUGAUGUAUUUUUAAUAAGCUACUUUCAAGGUAAGUUUUUUAUUUUAUUUUA
Messenger RNA from Dendrobium catenatum, 1072 nucleotides. RefSeq names its product membrane steroid-binding protein 1-like. Bases 67 to 846 code for a protein of 259 amino acids. NCBI's taxonomy places the organism in Eukaryota, Viridiplantae, Streptophyta, Magnoliopsida, Asparagales, Orchidaceae. The record is from RefSeq and is a predicted model, not a curated record. Gene Ontology annotation, cellular component: membrane; endomembrane system. The transcript is spliced from 2 exons.